AUGAGUGCCAUUCUCUCCGCAGACGACCUGAACGACUUUAUUUCUCCAGGAGUCGCCUGUAUAAAGCCGGUUGAAUCUCUUCCGAAAAAGCAGCCCUCAGAUCCAGAGAACGCAUAUGAAGUUACCACAGAAGACAAAGUACAACCCGAAAACCUACCUCCGGCGGAGAUCUCCCUCACCGAUUGCCUCGCAUGUUCUGGCUGUGUGACGUCCGCUGAGGCGGUACUGGUUUCGAUGCAGUCGCACGCGGAGGUUUUGAAUACCCUCGACGCGCACCCUGAGAUCAGAUUGGCUAGCAACGAGAGUGGGACGAUAGUGGAGGAUAAUGCGCAGAUAACAGAUGAUGGUCGGAUAUUCGUUGCCAGCGUCAGUCCCCAGGUGCGCGCAAGUUUGGCAGCCACGUACGGAAUUUCGGAGAAGGAGGCGAAUAACAUAAUCCAUCAAUUUCUGAGCGGCCCACAAGGAUUAAGGGCAGGAGGAAAACAUGGGAGCGGCUUCACCUGGGUCAUCGAUACCAAUACUUUGAGGGAAGCGGUCUUGGUUUUGACAGCCGAUGAGGUCAGUCAGUCAUUGACAUCGAAUGCUGACGGUUCAACAAUGCCCAAACGACCCAUUCUUUCAUCAGCAUGCCCAGGCUGGAUCUGCUACGCUGAAAAGACUCAUCCGUUCAUCCUUCCCCAUCUAUCAAAACUGAAAUCACCCCAAGCUCUGGCAGGAACUCUUUUGAAGACAAGCAUCAGCAAGAAGCUUGGUGUACCCGCCUCCCAUAUCUGGCAUUUGGCAGUCAUGCCUUGCUUUGAUAAGAAGCUCGAAGCUAGUCGAGAAGAGUUAACCGAUGCUGCUUGGAACAGAGUUUCUUCGAGCGAGCCCAACACUCCUGUUCGUGACGUCGACUGUGUCAUUACUUCGCGCGAGCUUCUAAGCCUAGCAUCGUCGCGUGGGAUUUCACUUCCUACAUUACCCAUGAAUCGUCUCCCGCCGUCAUUACGCCCCUCAUUCCCUGACCCGACCCUCAAUACAUUUCUUUUCUCGAACGACUCGCCCUCAAGACAGUCAAUUGCCUCUGGCACCUCUGGAGGCUACCUUCAUAGCGUGCUCCUGGCCUUCCAAGCUCGCAACCCAGGAAGCGAGAUUGUUACUCAGCGAGGCCGAAAUGCGGAUGUUGUGGAAUACACUCUGACGUCUCCUGGAGGUAAACAAAUUCUGAAAGCUGCCCGUUAUUACGGAUUCCGAAACAUCCAAAAUCUUGUCCGAAAGCUCAAGCCCGCGCGGGUAUCCAGACUUCCAGGUGCCAAGGCGCCCGCUGGCGCAUCAGCCGGAAGUCGACGACAACCUGUAUCACGAAACGGAGCUGGCGGGGGGGCAAGCACGGAUUAUGCGUACGUGGAGGUUAUGGCGUGCCCUGGUGGCUGUACCAAUGGCGGAGGUCAGAUACGGAUUGAAGAUGCUCGGGAAAUCAGUACACCAAGCGGUACUUUAGCAGCGCCUGAGGGUUCAAAGCCGUCACCACAUGAGCAGCGCGCGUGGCUUGCCCGCGUGGAUGAAGCCUAUUAUUCAGCUGAGUCGGAUGGAGAAGAUGAGAUGGACUAUUCACAGCCACUCUCCGUCGCAGAGAAUGAGAGCAGAGUUCACAACGCAAUGCAAUACUGGUCUGCAAUGACGGACAUACCACUCUCAACGCUCGCCUACACGACGUACCGCGAAGUGGAGAGCGACGUUGGCAAACCGGUUGCGCCGGACGACACUACACGAGUGGUUGAGCUGGCGGGGAAGAUCGGUGGUGGUUGGUAG
This is a messenger RNA of Aspergillus puulaauensis, 1791 nucleotides long. It is a transcript of the gene nar1, whose product is annotated as iron-sulfur cluster assembly protein NAR1. The transcript is spliced from 2 exons. The record is from RefSeq and is a predicted model, not a curated record. The coding region runs from base 1 to 1791 and encodes 596 amino acids. Lineage: Eukaryota; Fungi; Ascomycota; Eurotiomycetes; Eurotiales; Aspergillaceae. Gene Ontology annotation, molecular function: 4 iron, 4 sulfur cluster binding. Gene Ontology annotation, cellular component: cytosolic [4Fe-4S] assembly targeting complex. Gene Ontology annotation, biological process: iron-sulfur cluster assembly.